AUGACGCUUCAGUACAUCACCUUGCUGUGUUCCGUUUUUAUAUUUGCUCAAGUUUGCUCGAUGCCAACAACCUGUCAUCUUCCGUGGAGGCUCGUAAAAACAAGCUACAAUUUACUUGAGAACAUGGGAGGCAUUUUUCCCCGUGAAUGCUUGGAUGAAAACAUUCAGAUAACUUUCCCGAAAUCUGCUCUGAUGUUAAAGGGCUCAAAUGAGAAAGCAGUAGGCCUAUAUACAAUCAUGGAGCACAUCGACUUUCUGUUUGCGAACGACACUUUCCCAGAGUCCUGGGACCAGGAGAAAGCAGAGCAUUUCCUACACCUAGUUUACCGCCUAACUGAGGAGAGCAAAUGUGAGGGAAGGCAUCGGCCUGUAAGAGAGAAUGCUCUAAACACCUAUUUCAAUAAAUUAGCCACUCUACUUAGAGACAAGGACCACAGUUUCUGCGCUUGGGAGGUGAUUCGAAAGGAGCUAUUGCAUGUUCUUAAAGUCAUCCUUAAGCUUAACUCAUCCAAAGUGUAG
This is a messenger RNA of Paramisgurnus dabryanus, 519 nucleotides long. The record is from RefSeq and is a predicted model, not a curated record. NCBI's taxonomy places the organism in Eukaryota, Metazoa, Chordata, Actinopteri, Cypriniformes, Cobitidae.